This is a messenger RNA of Porites evermanni, 2250 nucleotides long. The record is from the annotation of a GenBank genome assembly. NCBI's taxonomy places the organism in Eukaryota, Metazoa, Cnidaria, Anthozoa, Scleractinia, Poritidae.
GUGCACGUAUCUCCCUCUUCGCCCGUGGCUGACCACUGUAGCAUAUACGCUCUAAGCGAUGACAAGGAACCCUUGUUCAGCAGCCCUUGCGAUCACGAUCAUGAUAGGACGUGCCCCCAAUGUGAAGAACUAACAGCCUUAGUGUCUGCCAUUCAAGAAUACUUAGAAAGAGAGGAUCUGGGAUUUCCAACUGCAGAGUUAGAUGACUUACGCCAUGUGGCCGAUGAAGCAGCCCAAAACAUUCUGUCUUGGAAGGCUCAUCAGCUGAGAAGCAAAAUUCAGGACAUGGCCAGAGUAGACGCACUUGAACAACUAGACAAUUCGUCUGUAAUGAUCACCCAAGACUGGGCCAUGAAAUUUUUGCCACAAAAAUACCGCGAAUCUCAGGCAGACUGGUUUGCCAAGAGAGGCAUCUCAUGGCACAUAAGCGUGGUGGCAAGAAGACUUAAUGGAAAACUUCAGAAUCAGUCUUUCGUCCACAUUGUUAAAAACUGUAACCAAGACAGCUCGGUAGUUAUCCGCAUCAUGGAACACAUACUGCGCACACUAAAAACGGAGAAUCCUGAAAUUUCUACAGCAUUUUUUAGGCAGGAUAACGCGGGAUGUUACCAUAAUGCUACUAUGCUUGCUGCAUGCCGCUCUAUGGGUGAUGUCACUGGAAUCGCUGUUUCUAGAGUAGACUUUAGUGAUCCUCAAGGUGGCAAAGGCCCGUGCGAUCGCAAAGCAGCCACCAUCAAAGCUCAUGUUCGUAGAUUUGUUAAUGAGGGACACGAUGUCCAAACUCCAAAGGACCUUGAAACCGCGAUGCUAUCAGCUGAAGGAGUACCUGGGGUAAGAGUGACACUUGUCGAUUCAUUAGGUAUCAAGGACAGCCCCAUAAAAUUGGAUGGCAUCAGCUUGAUCAACAACCUACAGUAUACUGGUGCGUCAAUGCGAGUAUGGCGAUCCUACAACGUCGGCUGUGGAAAAAUCAUCGACAAACAGCUACCAACAGGUUGUUAUAAAUAUUUUUUUUAUAAGGAAAGAUUAAAAAUGCAGACUUAAAGUAAGGAAAAAAGCGACACGCGAACACAUUAAAAUACCUUUUUUUGUUCUCAGUUGCAUUCUCUCGUGUGGCAAAAACUUUCCGUACAAUAACGCGAGGACAGAUAUAUUUUAACUCUUACCAUCAACAUAGCUGUUUUAUAAUUUCACAGUAUGCGCAGACUUUUGCGGAUACAUUAUCGUGCGCAUCCCACAAGACACUUAGGACAACAACAUAAUCAGAGCGUGACAAAGUAAGAUAAAGACUGUGAACCAUUUGUCACAAUGUUUUCUUUUUUGGUUUCAGCUACAAACAGCUUCUGUGGUAAUUUUCAAGAGAAAUUUUCAGCCGGCGACUUCUUGGAUGUUGGUAAAGAAGGAUGUCCAGCGUUACCUCUUGAGUCUUCUAAAAAUCAAAACUUUGCUGAAGGGCCAGAGGAGGCAGAAUUUGAUCCAGGUCUUUUCCAAUGUCCUAACGAAGGAUGUGUUAAAAGUUAUCAGAGUUUUUCAGCCCUUGAAAAGCAUCUGUCUUUUGGAAAGUGUGAAAUGCGUGUAGAAAGAGUCACCCUUCUUGACCAGGCGAGGCAAAUGUACCACGCCAAGCUAACAGAAGGAACAAGCAAAGACGUGACAAGCCACUGUGCGGAAGCUUCUGUUCGAGAAAGCGUAGUAAAUACCAGUCAAAUUGUUAAAGGGUGGGCGUUAAAGCAAACGAAAAAAUCUAGACGACUCAGCGAAUCACAAAAGGGGUAUCUUGACGAAAAGUUUAAAAUCGGUCAGAAAACAGGUCACAAACAGGAUCCAGCUUCCGUAGCUCACGACAUGCGUUACGCCAGAACUGCUGAGGGUGAACGGCUUUUCACCCGUAGUGAAUUUCUAACUGCGCAGCAAGUUCAGUCGUACUUCUCUCGACAAGCAGGCAAACUGCGCAAUCAAUCCACCGAGGAUGAGAGAAGAGAUCAUGACGCUGCUGCCGAGCAACAGCAGUACUGGAAUACUCGAGAACAAAUCCUUCGAGAGGUUCAACUCCAACACCCCAUCACCUACGACAAUUUUGACCUAUGCGAAAUGUAUCACGCAAGUUCGCUAAACAAGUUCAGUGUCAACAUGUUACAAAGUAUUUGCCAAUAUUUCGGUAUGGAACAACUAACUGUUCGUCGCAAGGCACCAUACAUUGCCCUUAUUGGCGAAUUGAUCCAGUCAUGUACCUGCAAUAACAAUAGUUAG